AUGUCCGACACCGAGGAGGUGGUGGAGGAGUACCAGGAGGAGGAAGAGGAGGAGGUGGAGGAGGAGGCAGAAGAGCAGUGUGUAGAGGAGGAGGAGGCCGAGGAAGAGGAGCAGGAGGAGGAAGAAGUCGAACACGCACCGGAGAUGAGCCAGGAGGAAGAAGAGACAGAGGGAUUACAGGGAGAGGAGGAGGAGGAGGAGGAGGAGGAGGAAGGGGAGGGCGAGAAGGAGGAAAAGGAGGUGGUGGAGGACCCCAAACCCAAGCCCAAGCUGUACAUGCCCAACAUCACCCCGCCGAAGCUCCCGGACGGCGAGAAGGUCGACUUUGACGACCUCCACCGCAAGCGCCUGGAGAAGGACUUCAACGACCUGCAGAGCCUGAUCGAGCUGCACUUCACCAACCGGCAGAAGGAGGAGGAGGAGCUGGUGGAGCUGCGCGCCCGCAUCGAGCGUCGCCGUGCCGACCGCGCGGAGCAGCAGCGCGAGCGCGCCGAGCGCGACCGCGAGCGCCAGAACCGCCUGGCCGAGGAGAAGCUCCGGCGCGAGGAGGAGGCGGCCCGGCUGCGCUCCGAGGACGAGGCGCGCAAAAAGGCCGUCUACAACAACAAGUCGUUCGGCGGCUACCUGCAGAAAGUGGAGAAGAAGACGGGUAAGAAGUUGACGGAGCGCGAGAAGAAGACCAAGAUCCUGAUGGAGCGCCGGAAGCCGCUCAACGUGGAGCACCUCAACCACGACAAGCUGGCCGAGAAGGCGCAGGACCUGUGGCGGCAGGCGCACCAGCUCUACGCCGAGAAGUUCGAGCUGACCGAGCGGCUCAAGAGGCAGCGCUACGACAUCUACGUGCUGCGCAACCGCGUCACUGACCAUCAGCGCGGCUCCAAGGUCUCCAAGACGGCGCGGACCGCCAAGGGCAAGUCGGGCUCGUGGAAGUGA
Messenger RNA from Conger conger (European conger), 933 nucleotides. It is a transcript of the gene tnnt2c, whose product is annotated as troponin T2c, cardiac. Gene Ontology annotation, molecular function: tropomyosin binding; troponin C binding; troponin I binding. Gene Ontology annotation, biological process: sarcomere organization; cardiac muscle contraction; regulation of muscle contraction. The coding region runs from base 1 to 933 and encodes 310 amino acids. NCBI's taxonomy places the organism in Eukaryota, Metazoa, Chordata, Actinopteri, Anguilliformes, Congridae. The record is from RefSeq and is a predicted model, not a curated record. Gene Ontology annotation, cellular component: troponin complex. The transcript has a single exon.